CGGCCACGUGGUAUAUAUUGACCUACAAUUAGUGUGACCGGUCAUCAAUGGUCUCACAGAACUGUUGCGAAAGACUUCGAUUGCGGCGACGACGGAGGGUUCAUCACCAUGGAGAUGAAUCGCGGGGAAGCGGAGAAGUGCAUGGAACUCGGGAAGAAGCACCUGCGCGCUGGCAACUACCGCCAAGCCGUGAAAUGGUUUGACAAAUCCAUCCGAUUGUUUCCGCUGCCAGGGGCCGAAGCCUUGCGUGGAAGGUCAGAGGAGUCUGCGAAGCAGCAGGAAGCGCCCUCGCCGUCGGCAUCUUCUCGCGCAGCACCUGCAGCUGCAACACCUUCCUCUUCUAACGCGUCCUCCACCGUGUCCCAGCCGGAAGACACGCGUCCAUACACAGAGGACCAAGUUCGAAUAGUGCGCAAGAUCAAAAUGUGCAAGACGCAUUACGACGUCUUGGGCGUGGCCAAGAACGCAGAUGAGAACGAGGUCAAAAAGGCAUAUCGCAAGCUUGCUUUGAAGCUGCACCCAGACAAAAACAGUGCACCGGGUGCAGAGGAUGCGUUCAAGGCUGUGGGCAAAGCGUUUACCAUCCUCAGCGACGACCAGAAGCGAGCAGAUUACGAUCGAUUUGGGGACAACGCUCCUGGCGAGAACAACAGUCGGCAACGGUCGCGGCAGCAGCAUCACGGCGGGUUCCACGACGAAGACAUUAGUCCAGAGGACAUUUUCAACAUGUUCUUUGGGGGUGGCAUGCCGAGGCAGCGCCAGCGCCAACGCCAGGCGCAGCCGCGUCAACAAGCGGACCAGACGCCGCGAACCCCCAUGCAGCAAUUGCUCCAAUUCCUGCCGCUCAUUUUGGUGCUGUGUCUGUCGUUGUUUUCGUUUCCGGGAAAUCAAACCGCCCCGUUCAGCUUGAACCCGACGCAAGAGAUGCCAGUCCAACGCACCACCCGCAUGCGAAACGUCGUGAACGGCAUCCCGUACUACGUCGCACGGGACUUCGAGCGCAAGUACACAAACGACUGGCGAGACCUCAUGCGCGUGGAGCAAAUGGUCGAGUCGUGGCAUGUGCAGAAACUGCGGGAAGGAUGCGAAGGCGAGCGGCUCAAGCAAAAGCGACGCAUCAACAAGGCCCGCAACCACAAGAAUGUCAACGAGCGAGAGGCGGCCGUGAAGAAGGCGCUGUCGGUCGCAUUGCCCACUUGCGAUGAACUCAACCGGUUGCAAGAGUAGACAGAUGUUAGGCGUCGAGGCAACCAAAACCCUAGAGUGACCGCACUUGCAAAUUCAAAACAAUUGUUACAAAUCUCUGAUUGGAUGAAACUAUAGUUUAGUAUAAAUUGCAGC
Aphanomyces astaci is the source of this 1341-nucleotide messenger RNA. RefSeq lists its product as hypothetical. Gene Ontology annotation, cellular component: endoplasmic reticulum membrane. Gene Ontology annotation, molecular function: Hsp70 protein binding. Bases 109 to 1227 code for a protein of 372 amino acids. The transcript has 2 exons. Gene Ontology annotation, biological process: cellular response to misfolded protein. Lineage: Eukaryota; Oomycota; Saprolegniomycetes; Saprolegniales; Verrucalvaceae. The record is from RefSeq and is a predicted model, not a curated record.